AUGUCAUCGGAAAAGUCGCGCGAGCACCACGACGGCAGCAGCGGCCGCGCCUUUACUGCAGACCAAAAGGCCGCCGUCGUGCGCGUCCGCAAAUGCAAUCCCACCGCCUUCUACGAUAUCCUGGGCCUCGAAUCCGUAAAAACAACAGCCACAGAAUCAGAAAUCAAAAAAGCAUAUCGCAAACUCAGUCUGCUUACGCACCCGGACAAGAAUGGCUACACUGGUGCAGAUGAGGCUUUCAAAAUGGUUGCUCGCGCUUUUGCUGUGCUGAGUGAUUCGGAUAAGAAAGCAAAGUAUGACCGCUUUGGAGGGGAUCCUGAUAGCAGGUUCCAGGGUGCGAGUGCUAGUUCGGCAAGUCCCUUUUCUGGCGGUGGUGCUACGAGGAGGGGUCCUGGUGGUGGUGGCAUGUUUGAUGAUGAGAUUAGUCCAGAAGAUCUGUUCCGUCAAUUCUUCGGCGGCGGUGGCAUGGGUAUGGGUGGUGGUGGGUUCGGAGGUCCAUUUGGAGGUGGCCUUUUCGACGGCCCAGGCUUUGUCUUCAACAUGGGCGGAGGCCCUGGAGUACGUGUUCAUCAAUUCGGCGGCGGCGCACCGCGACGACGACCCCAAGCAGCCAGAGAUCCCAACCAACCGCCUCCAUCCCUUCUUCAAUCACUACAGUCCCUCCUCCCGCUACUCCUCCUCUUCAUCUUCCCUCUUCUCUCAGGUCUCUUCUCUGGCAACGGUACACCCUCAGGUCCUUCCGUACGCUUAGAGCCCUCACCGCCAUACACCCAACACCACACCAGCUCUGGUUUCGGAGUUUCAUACUAUGUCGACCCGCGCGAGGUAGCGGAUAUCUCGGCGCGGAAGUGGAAAGAGCUGGAUAAGAAAGCAGACACGACAUAUGUGCACACUUUGUCCAGCGAAUGUGAGUUCCAGCAACGGAAGAGGCAGGACAUGUACCAGCAGGCUUCAGGCUUCUUCUUUACCGAUCAGGUGAAGUUACAGGAAGCCAGGAACUACAAAAUGCCUUCUUGUAAGAGGCUGAACGAAUUGGGCUACAGGACUUCAUGA
Messenger RNA from Aureobasidium melanogenum CBS 110374, 1053 nucleotides. RefSeq names its product DUF1977-domain-containing protein. The transcript is spliced from 2 exons. Gene Ontology annotation, biological process: cellular response to misfolded protein. Bases 1 to 1053 code for a protein of 350 amino acids. The record is from RefSeq and is a predicted model, not a curated record. Gene Ontology annotation, molecular function: Hsp70 protein binding. NCBI's taxonomy places the organism in Eukaryota, Fungi, Ascomycota, Dothideomycetes, Dothideales, Saccotheciaceae. Gene Ontology annotation, cellular component: endoplasmic reticulum membrane.